This is a messenger RNA of Episyrphus balteatus (marmalade hoverfly), 603 nucleotides long. RefSeq names its product 39S ribosomal protein L20, mitochondrial (gene mRpL20). The record is from RefSeq and is a predicted model, not a curated record. NCBI's taxonomy places the organism in Eukaryota, Metazoa, Arthropoda, Insecta, Diptera, Syrphidae. Gene Ontology annotation, cellular component: ribosome. Bases 122 to 589 code for a protein of 155 amino acids. Gene Ontology annotation, molecular function: structural constituent of ribosome; rRNA binding. Gene Ontology annotation, biological process: translation; ribosomal large subunit assembly. The transcript has 3 exons.
UUCACUUUUGACAUUUCUCAAAGCAGAUGUUUAGGUUAUGUAAACUCUAUUUGAUAAAAAUAAAAAAGAGUAGAGUUUUUAUAUCUAGAUUAAAUAAAUUCGCCUUUUAAAAUCAUAAAAUAUGGUGUCACAAACUUUGGCUCUCCUCGUUCGUUCUCGGGGUCCAGAUGAGUUCUGGAGAAAAAGGAAAAUCUUCAAAAUGGCUGCACAUUAUCGCAGCAGAGCAAGGAACUGUUAUUCAAUUGCCAUCAGAAGUGUCCACAGAGCUCUUGUGUAUGCCACAAAAGGGCGCAAGUUGAAGAAGCUCGAUAUGGCUGAGCUUUGGAAGACCCGCAUCGAAGCCGGAUGCAAUCAAUACGGUAUUUCAUUUGAUUCCUUCAAAGAAGGUCUCAUUCGAAGCGAUAUCCUGCUAAACAAAAAGGUCUUAGCCGAUCUAGCAAUCUGGGAGCCUAAAUCAUUCGAAUCUUUAGUAAAAAUUUCCAGAGAAAGAGCAGCCAUCGAAGGACUACCCGACCUUAAGGAACGAUCUGUAAUGAAUCAAGUCUACGGACUGCCAAACAUAAUGAAUGAAAUGCAAAUAAAGAAAUAAGUUUAACAAAACAA